This is a messenger RNA of Echinops telfairi (small Madagascar hedgehog), 3919 nucleotides long. RefSeq names its product potassium voltage-gated channel subfamily D member 1 (gene KCND1). The transcript has 6 exons. Gene Ontology annotation, biological process: protein homooligomerization; potassium ion transmembrane transport. Gene Ontology annotation, cellular component: voltage-gated potassium channel complex; membrane. Bases 862 to 2820 code for a protein of 652 amino acids. Gene Ontology annotation, molecular function: A-type (transient outward) potassium channel activity; protein binding. The record is from RefSeq and is a predicted model, not a curated record. NCBI's taxonomy places the organism in Eukaryota, Metazoa, Chordata, Mammalia, Afrosoricida, Tenrecidae.
UGUGGAGGGGCUUUCUCAGCCCCACCCCCCCGCCCCGCCUCCAGCCCCUCCCUCCUGAUAUCUCUCAGACUCCUUCAAAAAGAACCCAGCCCCAUAUCUUCUCCUUUAGACCCCACACUCUUCUCAAGCCCCACAAGCGGUUUCCCCAGCCUCUCCUCCUGCAGAACUCCCGUGGAGUGUAGACACCUCCCCUAGCCCCCGGCCAAGCUAUUCUUGGCAGCUCUGGGCGUUCCCAAAGCACCUCUCAGCCUUUUUACAACGCCUGGCGCCUUAACCACAUCUGGAGAUACACCACAGGGGUUCCUACCCCUUAUCUUCCUCCAGAAGCUUCGAGGGUAUGUACAACCCACCUCACCUUCCUCAAUUCCUCUAGAACACUUAUCUCCACCCAGACGAUCUCAACCCAUCUGGAUGCCCCAAGACCCUCUCCAAACCCUCUAAGGCUCUCUCUCCCGCCCCAUUUUCCAGCUGCCAGAACUACUAAGUGUGGCGUUAUCCCCAGGUCUUACUUGGGCAUAGGCUGACCCCUCUGCCCUCCUUCCAGUCUCAUUAGAUAUACCCUCAUGCCUUUCUCAGUCCUUUGAAACAUCUCUCUUCUGUUCCUCUUUCUGAGCCCUCUCUUCUCGGUCCCCGAAGACAUCCCCCAGGUUCCUCAUAAAUGCUCCCCAAGCCCCUGCCUAUCUCAGUAGUGCUUCCUCCUGGUUCCUCGGGGCCUCUCUAGACAGCCCCAGUACUCUUGUCCUGGUGACCCAGGGCCUCUCCAAGAACUCCCCCCCCCACACCAUCCUGGAUACAGGUACACUCGCCUAAAAGCCACCCAUACCCACCCCCCAAGUCUCGGUGGGCCUGGGGAGCGGCAAGAUGGCGGCAGGCGUGGCCACGUGGCUACCUUUUGCCCGGGCGGCAGCUGUGGGCUGGCUGCCCCUGGCCCAGCAGCCCCUGCCUCCAGCGCCGGGGGUGAAGGCCUCUCGAGGUGAUGAGGUUCUGGUGGUGAACGUCAGCGGGCGGCGUUUUGAGACCUGGAAGAACACGCUGGACCGCUACCCGGACACUCUGCUGGGCAGCUCGGAGAAGGAGUUCUUCUACGAUGCAGACUCUGGCGAGUACUUCUUCGACCGAGACCCGGACAUGUUCCGGCACGUGCUGAACUUCUACCGCACCGGGCGGCUGCACUGCCCGCGCCAGGAGUGCAUCCAGGCCUUUGACGAAGAGCUGGCCUUCUACGGCCUGGUCCCAGAGCUCGUGGGCGACUGCUGCCUGGAAGAGUACCGCGAUCGGAAGAAGGAGAACGCUGAGCGCCUGGCCGAGGAUGAGGAGGCCGAGCAGGCCGGGGAUGGGCCCGCGUUGCCGGCCGGCAGCUCCCUGCGGCAGCGGCUCUGGAGGGCCUUCGAGAACCCGCACACUAGCACCGCCGCCCUGGUUUUCUACUACGUGACCGGCUUCUUCAUCGCUGUGUCGGUCAUUGCCAACGUGGUGGAGACCAUCCCGUGCCGGAGCAUGGCGCUGCGGCCCCCAAAGGAGCUGCCCUGCGGCGACCGCUUCCCCAUGGCCUUCUUCUGUAUGGACACGGCCUGUGUGCUCAUCUUCACGGGCGAAUACCUCCUGCGGCUGUUUGCCGCCCCCAGCCGUUGUCGCUUCCUGCGGAGUGUCAUGAGCCUCAUCGAUGUAGUGGCGAUCCUUCCCUACUACAUUGGCCUUUUCAUGCCCAAGAACGAAGAUGUCUCAGGAGCCUUCGUCACCCUGCGCGUCUUCCGCGUCUUCCGCAUCUUCAAGUUCUCCCGGCAUUCGCAGGGUCUUCGGAUUCUGGGCUACACACUCAAGAGCUGCGCCUCGGAACUGGGCUUCCUCCUCUUUUCCCUGACCAUGGCCAUCAUCAUCUUCGCCACGGUCAUGUUCUAUGCUGAGAAAGGCACAAGCAAGACCAACUUUACCAGCAUCCCUGCAGCCUUCUGGUAUACCAUAGUUACCAUGACCACGUUGGGUUAUGGAGACAUGGUGCCCAGCACCAUUGCUGGCAAGAUUUUUGGCUCCAUCUGCUCACUCAGUGGUGUCUUGGUCAUUGCCCUGCCUGUGCCAGUGAUUGUGUCCAACUUUAGCCGCAUCUACCACCAGAACCAGCGUGCAGACAAGCGCCGAGCUCAGCAGAAAGUGCGCUUGGCAAGGAUCCGGUUGGCAAAGAGUGGCACCACCAACGCUUUCCUGCAGUACAAGCAGAACGGGGGACUCGAGGAAAGUGGCCGUGGGGAAGAACAGGCACUGUGCGGCAGGAACCGCUCUGCUUUUGAACAGCAACACCACCACUUGCUGCAUUGUCUGGAGAAGACAACGUGCUAUGAGUUCACAGAUGAGAUGACCUUCAGCGAGGCCCUAGGAGCUGUCUCUCUGGGUGGCCGCACCAGCCGCAGCACCUCCAUGUCUUCGCAGCCAGUGGGGACCAGCAAUCUACUUUCCUCUUGCUGCCCCCGCAGGGCCAAGCGUCGCGCCAUCCGCCUUGCCAACUCCACUGCCUCGGUCAGUCGCGGCAGUAUGCAGGAGCUGGACACAUUGGCUGGACUGCAGAGGAGCUCCGCCCCUCAGAGCCGUUCAAGCCUCAAUGCCAAGCCCCAUGACAGCCUUGACCUGAACUGCGACAGCCGGGACUUCGUGGCGGCCAUUAUCAGUAUCCCCACCCCUCCGGCCAACACCCCAGAUGAGACUCAACCUUCCUCCCCUGAUGGCAGCAGUGGCGGCGGCGGCGGCAGGGCCAGUAGCACCCUCAGGAACUCCAGCCUGGGCACCCCCUGCCUGCUCCCUGAGACUGUCAAGAUCUCUUCCCUGUGAGGGGGGGCCCUGCCCUUCCAGAGGGCCCUCUCAAUUCUUGGGGACUCCUUUCCAAAGCCAUAUUUUGGGGAAGCAGGGAGGAGCAGGCCUGGGGACCCCUUUUGCCCCCCACCAAGAACUAUGCAGUGGAGUUUCGUGGAAUGGCCCACCCGGUGGGGAAGUAGCCAGGGAAUGGAAAACUGUGCCCAGCCCCAGAUGAUUUUCCUAGCUGGCCUCCUGCAUGCUGCUUCUCUUGAGCCUUCAGAGAUAGGGAAAGCUCCCAUCUGCUACUCGAGCUCUGGCCUGAGAAGGAGAACACAAACUUCUUCUCUCUGGCUGGGCUGUGGAGGUUUGGGAACCUCAGAGAAGAGUGCCCUUACCUCUGAUCUCAGGUCCAACAACUCCCAGACUCUGAAGUUUGGAAUGCAACUACAGGUUUCAUGGGUUGUGGCCUCAGCAUUGACCUGCCACCCUCAGGCCUUGGCUGAGGGGUCAAGCUGCCAUGCCUAACAUAGACAGAUAGCACAAACACCACCAGCCCCUUCCCUAGCUGCUGGAAAUGGAUCCCUGCAACCCUGUCCUCUGCUGGGCCUCCAGCAAAUUCUAGCAAUAGCAGCUGCUGCCGUGACAUUAUGCAAAGCCUCUGCCCAGUUUGCUGCAGCAUCUACAUCUACCCUAAUCAGAGGGACUACCUCUAACCAAUCAUCCUUCUCUCCUCUCCUCGUGUUUGCUUCUCGCCUGGGUUGGGCUGGAGUCUGGGCUGGCUGAGAUAAAUGCCUGCCAGCCAUCCUGGGCUAGGCUGUGCUUAGAGAUCAGGGAAUGGUUCCAUUCUCUUGGGCAGGAGUCCAGAACGACUAGGGGCUGAGGCCUGGGUUGUUCCUGAACUCCGGUUGUUGUAGGAGGUGGGAGAAACUUCUUCAACGCCUCCUCCUCUCCCCCCACAACUCCUUCUCACAUAUUCCUUUCUCUUCUCCUUCUUGGGUCACCUUCUAGAACUCUGUGUCUGCUCUCAGGCUGAAAUCUGGCAUCAUCUCAGGUUCCCUGUCUUCCGCAUUGUCCCCUUGGAGCUGGUGGCUGACAAAGAUGUAGUUUCCAUCAGUCAAUAAAACCUGAGAGAAGA